AUGGAGCAAUCAAAGCCUGAUCAGUCAGUCAGAGUGGCGUUUUUAGGACCUGAGGGUACCUAUACGCAUCAGGCUGCCUUGCAAGAGUUCGGUUCUCAACCGCAGGCGCAUUUCGUUUCCACCAAUUCGAUACCUCAAUGUUUCCAACAAUUAGAGAACGACCACACUAUUGACUACUCUGUAGUUCCAUUAGAGAAUUCGACCAAUGGCCAAGUCGUGUUCACUUAUGAUUUGUUGCGAGACAGGAUGAUGGCAGGCUUGAAUGACAGCACUGACAACAAUCGAGUGAUCCCAACCAUAGAAGUUGUCGGAGAGCAAUACGUUUCAAUUGCACAUUGUUUGAUAUCACCAAAUGACAUCAAGCUAGAUGCUUUGCCUAUAUACAAGAAGAUAAGAAUUCACUCACAUCCGCAAGUCUGGGGACAAGUUAGUGGUUACCUCGAACAGUUAAAAAAGAAGUGCCCCAAUACCUUUGUAGAAAGGAUUGAUACAGCCUCCACGUCUGAAGCUGUAAGUAAAGCCCAACUGAGCCCCAAAGAAGACUCUGUCUUAAACCUGGCCAUAGCGAGUGAGACCGCAGCCAAACUCAAUAAGGCAUACAUCAUUGAUCGCGAGAUCAAUGACAUACUGGGAAACACAACGAGGUUUCUCAUUUUUAAGAGACGAAGUCACACUGACACAACACAGCCUGCGAAUUCGAAGAGAGUGGCUUUGAUGACCUUUGCAGUCAAACAGGAUGACCCCGGCGCCCUUGUCGAGGUGCUAACGGUUCUCAAAAACCAUUCUGUUAACAUGUGCUCAAUCAACUCUCGUCCGCUUAACAGCGCUCUACUUGGAAGGAAGUGGCAGUACCUCUUCUUCAUAGAAUACUACAAAACUAAGCCAAAAACCAAUGAGGAAGCAUUUUAUAGUGACAUGUCAAACUCAUGCUCUUCAUGGUGCCUAUGGGGAACCUUUGUCCGUAAUGAACGCUACUAUAAUUGA
Messenger RNA from Torulaspora delbrueckii, 984 nucleotides. It is a transcript of the gene PHA2, whose product is annotated as prephenate dehydratase PHA2. The transcript has a single exon. The record is from RefSeq and is a predicted model, not a curated record. NCBI's taxonomy places the organism in Eukaryota, Fungi, Ascomycota, Saccharomycetes, Saccharomycetales, Saccharomycetaceae. Gene Ontology annotation, biological process: L-phenylalanine biosynthetic process. Gene Ontology annotation, molecular function: prephenate dehydratase activity; chorismate mutase activity. Gene Ontology annotation, cellular component: cytoplasm. The coding region runs from base 1 to 984 and encodes 327 amino acids.